AUGGUUCUACCAUAUUUUCCAAGAUCGAUCUUAGAAGUGGCUACCAUCAAAUGCGAAUUAGAGAAGGAGAUGAAUGGAAGACUGCUUUCAAAACUAAGCAAGGAUUAUAUGAAUGGAUGGUCAUGCCUUUUGGGCUAUGCAAUGCGCCAAGUUCAUUUCAUGAGGCUCAUGAACGAGGUACUUCGACCCUUCUUUAAUAAGUUCAUUGUCGUUUACCUUGAUGAUAUAUUAGUCUAUAGUCGAGAUAAUAUUGAGCAUAUUGAUCAUUUUAGAAGAUUAUUUGAAACCUUAAGAGAACAACAACUAUAUGGCAAACUUGAAAAGUGCUCAUUCAUGGUUCCAAGUAUUUCUUUUCUUGGUUAUAUUAUUUCGGGAAAGGGUAUUGAAGUGGAUCCCGAAAAGGUGGCUGCUAUUUUUACUUGGGUGGCGCCUAAAAACAUUCCUGAAGCACGUAGUUUUCAUGGUCUUGCAUCGUUCUAUAAAAGGUUCAUUAGAAAAUUUUCUAGUAUCAUGGCACCUUUCACGGAACUGAUGAAGAAAGGGGAUUUUGUGUGGACUAAUUCGGCGCAACAAGCAUUUGAGACAAUCAAGGAAAGACUAUGCAAUACACCGGUUCUAGCUUUGCCUAACUUUGAUAAAUUGUUUGAGGUUGAAUGUGAUGCAAGUGGAGUAGGUAUAGGUGCGGUUCUAAGUGCUUUAGAUCAUUGGUCUCAUUACUUAAGACCAAAACCUUUUGUGCUACAUUCGGAUCAUGAAGCUUUGAAGUAUAUCCAUGGACAACAAAAGUUGAAUUAUAGACAUGCCAAGUGGGUUGAGUUCCUACAAUCUUUUACGUUUUCUUCAAAGUACAAGGAAGGCAAGGCGAAUGUGGUUGUCGAUGCACUAUCAAGGAGAUCUUAUUUGCUAGCCAUGGUGGAUGCUAGGAUCAUUGGUUUUGACCAUAUACUUGAUUUAUAUGCAACAUGUCCGGAUUUGGCAAAAGAAGAAGUGCAUAGUGGUGCAAUUGCGGGGCACUUUGGUGUUCACAAAACAGUUGAUAUGCUUAGUGAAUAUUUCUAUUGGCCAAAGAUGAUCAAGGAUGUUCAAAGUGUGAUUUCAAGAUGUACUACUUGUCAAAAGGCAAAGAGUUUUUUUUUCAAAGGGCUUAUAUACACCUCUUCCAGUUCCAGAUUUCCUUGGGAUAGUGUUAGCAUGGACUUCAUUGUUGGACUACCACGAACUCAAAGAGGGAAGGAUGCUAUUAUGGUUGUAGUUGAUAGAUUCUCAAAGAUGGCUCACUUUUUUCCAAUGCACAAGACAGAUGAUGCGCAACAUGUAGCUAAUCUAUACUUCAAGGAAAUUGUUCGACUUCAUGGAGUUCCUAGAAGCAUAGUUUCGGAUAGGGACUCAAAGUUCCUUAGUCACUUUUGGAAGUGUUUGUGGAAGCUACUUGGAACAAAGCUCAUGUUUAGUACUUCUCAUCAUCCUCAAACAGAUGGUCAAACUGAGGUAACCAAUCGAACCUUAGGUACUUUACUUAGAGGGUUGGUUAGUAAGACUCAAAAGGAUUGGGAUAUGAGACUUUUCCAUGCAGAGUUUGCUUAUAAUCGGUCACCUUCAUCAACUACACAACAAGCUCCAUUUGAAGUUGUUUAUGGUAUUAAUCCGUUCUUGCCUAUUGAUUUGCUUCCAUUAAACAAAGAGGACAUCCAUAUUGAUGCUAAGAAACAGCUUGAAGUUUUUAAGAGGACAUGUGAACAAGUUAAAGCAAAAAUUGAGAAGAUGAAUAACUUGUACAAAGCAAGGUCAAACAAAAAGCGCAAACAACCUACAUUCAAGCCGGGAGAUCUUGUUUGGUUACACUUAAGGAAGAAAGAUUUCCAAGCAAAAGGAAGAACAAGCUCAUGCCUAGAGCCGACGACCCUUUUGAGGUUUUAG
This is a messenger RNA of Chenopodium quinoa (quinoa), 1917 nucleotides long. RefSeq lists its product as uncharacterized. The record is from RefSeq and is a predicted model, not a curated record. Bases 1 to 1917 code for a protein of 638 amino acids. Gene Ontology annotation, molecular function: nucleic acid binding. The transcript is spliced from 3 exons. Gene Ontology annotation, biological process: DNA integration. Lineage: Eukaryota; Viridiplantae; Streptophyta; Magnoliopsida; Caryophyllales; Amaranthaceae.